UUUCCCUCAAUAAUCUCUCCCCCAUUCCCUAAAUUCAAUUCAAAACCUGACCAGAUCCUUCUGGUUAUCUGUCUAUCUAUCACUCAUCGGAAGAAAUGGCAUUGUCGGCGCGUGAGCAGAAUGUUUACAUGGCGAAGCUCGCCGAGCAGGCGGAACGUUACGAUGAAAUGGUUGAAUUCAUGGAGAAAGUAUCGGAAACUGAUGAACUCACAGUAGAAGAGCGUAAUCUCCUUUCUGUUGCCUACAAGAACGUCAUCGGUGCUCGCCGUGCUUCGUGGCGUAUCAUUUCGUCGAUUGAGCAGAAAGAGGAGUCGCGUGGUAAUGAGGAUCAUGUGUCUGUGAUUAAGGAGUACAGAUCGAAGAUCGAGGCGGAGCUAUCGAAAAUUUGCGACGGGAUUUUGAAGCUGCUUGACUCGAGACUCAUUCCUUCGGCGUCUUCUGGUGAUUCGAAGGUGUUUUAUCUGAAGAUGAAGGGAGAUUAUCAUCGUUACCUUGCUGAGUUUAAGACCGGCGGUGACCGUAAAGAGGCCGCCGAGAGCACUCUCACUGCCUAUAAGUCCGCUCAGGAUAUUGCAAACACCGAACUUGCCCCGACACACCCAAUUCGCCUUGGACUGGCUCUAAACUUCUCUGUCUUUUACUAUGAGAUUUUGAACUCUCCAGACCGGGCUUGUAACCUUGCCAAACAGGCCUUUGAUGAAGCAAUUGCUGAGUUGGAUACCUUGGGCGAGGAGUCCUACAAAGAUAGCACUUUGAUCAUGCAACUUCUUCGUGACAACCUCACCCUGUGGACCUCCGAUAUGCAGGAGGAUGGAGCUGAUGAAAUUAAGGAAGCACCUGCUCCAAAGCAAGGUGAGGAACAACAACAGCAGUGAGAGGGUUUGCACCCUCAUCUUAACCUUUCUUUAUCUUUCUUUCUUUCUUUUUUAAUUUUAUUAAGGAGAAUUUGGUUGCAUAUAGCUUCCAACUUCUCCAUCUUUAUGAAUUCUUUUGGUCAUCUUCUAAUUUAGUUUCAUCUUCUUAAUGAUUCAAGUGUUUUGAAUGAAUUAUAAUCGCUUACUUUUGUGUA
Molecule: messenger RNA, 1069 nt
Organism: Cynara cardunculus var. scolymus (artichoke)
Lineage: Eukaryota; Viridiplantae; Streptophyta; Magnoliopsida; Asterales; Asteraceae
Product: 14-3-3-like protein
Exons: 4
Coding region: 96-875 (259 amino acids)
Biological process (GO): signal transduction
Cellular component (GO): cytoplasm
Source: RefSeq, a predicted model, not a curated record